This is a messenger RNA of Balaenoptera ricei (Rice's whale), 1644 nucleotides long. Its product is annotated as cyclin-Y-like protein 1. Gene Ontology annotation, biological process: regulation of cyclin-dependent protein serine/threonine kinase activity; regulation of canonical Wnt signaling pathway. Gene Ontology annotation, molecular function: cyclin-dependent protein serine/threonine kinase activator activity; protein kinase binding. The coding region runs from base 523 to 1176 and encodes 217 amino acids. NCBI's taxonomy places the organism in Eukaryota, Metazoa, Chordata, Mammalia, Artiodactyla, Balaenopteridae. The transcript is spliced from 7 exons. Gene Ontology annotation, cellular component: plasma membrane. The record is from RefSeq and is a predicted model, not a curated record.
UUUUUAAAGCAUCCUUAUAUUUUAUUUUAUUUAUUUAUUUUUUGGCUGCAUUGGGUCUUGGUUUCUGCACGUGGGCUUUCUCUGGUUGCGGUGAGCUGGGCCUACUCUUUGUUGGGUGCGUGGGCUUCUCAUUGCAGUGGCUUCUCUUGUUGCGGAGCACAGGCUCUAGGGCGUGUGGGCUUCAGUAGUUGUGGCUCAUGGGCUCUAGAGCGCAGGCUCAGUAGUUGUGGCGCAUGGGCUCGGUUGCUCUGUGGUAUGUGGGAUCUUUCUGGGCCAGGGCUCGAACCCGUGUCCCCUGCAUUGGCAGGCGGAUUCUUAACCACUGCGCCACCAGGGAAGUCCCAUUCCUUCUUCCUGUUUUGAUCUCUUACUUGUUGGGGGCUUCCCUCAAACGUGUGAUGGUCCUUGGCUGUCUGUUAAGAUCUAAUUGGAAGCAUCACUUGGACAACUCGUUAACUGAUGGGCCUCACUGCAAGGAUUUUGGGACCACGCCUCUGAACUCUGAGCCUGCCUUGGGUUCUUAUGACCUUAGCAAUAUAUUACCACAUAAAGAACAGAGAUGCAGAUAGAUCCUUGGAUAUUUUUGAUGAGAGAUUACAUCCACUCACACGAGAAAAGAUUCCAGAGGAAUACUUCGAGCAUGAUCCUGAGCACAAGUUCAUUUACAGAUUUGUUCAUACUCUUUUUAGUGCCGCACAGCUAACUGCUGAAUGUGCAGUAGUAACUUUGGUUUACUUAGAAAGGCUUUUAACUUAUGCUGAGAUCGACCUUUGCCCCACUAACUGGAAAAGAAUUGUUUUGGGAGCCAUUCUUCUUGCCUCCAAGGUUUGGGACGAUCGGGCUGUAUGGAAUGUGGACUACUGCCAGAUCCUCAAGGACGUUACAGUUGAGGACAUGAAUGAGAUGGAAAGGCACUUCCUGGAGCUACUUCAGUUUAAUAUUAAUGUUCCUUUCAGUGUGUAUGCCAAAUACUACUUUGACCUUCGCUCCUUAGCAGAUGACAACAACCUGAAUGUUCUAUUCACUCCUCUUAGCAAAGAAAGAGCACAGAACUUAGAGGCCAUUUCCAGAUUGUGUGACGACGAAUACAAAGACGUGUGUAGAGCUGCUAUGAGAAGGUCUUUCAGCGCUGAUCAUUUCAUUGGUAUUCGGCGCUCCAAUGCCAUCCUCUCUUAAGGGAGAAGUGAGGGGUUGUAACAUCAUAAACCCCUCGAAACAAGAACUGGAGAAAUAUCACCUCUCCUGCUCAGAAACCAGCAAAGUUAGUAUUUUCACCUUAAAGAAAGACAUUGAAUUCAAGAGACUCAUGGACAAGCGAAGAUUAUGCUCAUAGGAAAGAACGGGACCUCGUCAAUGUAACACGCUCUUCUGUCCUUUUUAUUGUAAACAGAGUUACAAAAACCACUCCAAAGCUAAAAGCUCCCAAUCCAUGCACAGAUAUCUGCUCCCAAUCCACGCACAGAUAUCUGUGAACUAUGUGAGGUUUUUUAAUUAAUAGCUUAAAUUUUUAGACUUUAAAGACACUAACUAUAUAACUUCUAUGUUUUUCUUGCCUCACUGUCCCAUAAUGCUGCAUAUUCCUUUAGAAUCAGUGCAGUAUUACCAUCAAAAAAUGGGACUCCAAAAAAACAAAACAAAACAAAA